ACCUACCCCGUCCUCCAUGUUCCUCCCAGUGGGUCCGGUCGGGUUCUCUCCGCUUCGCCACACUCUCCGGCCUGCUCUGGUCGCCGCCAUGAGCACUGGCACCUUCGUCGUGGCUCAGCCGCUCAAUUACCGCGGCGGGGCCCGCGUGGAUCCGGUGGACGCCUCCGGCACCGAGAAGGCUUUCGAGCCAGCAACCGGGCGAGUGAUAGCUACUUUCACUUGUUCAGGAGAAAAGGAAGUAAAUUUAGCUGUUCAAGAUGCAAAGGCUGCCUUUAAAAUAUGGAGUCAAAAAUCUGGCAUGGAACGUUGCCGAAUCCUUUUGGAGGCUGCCAGGAUAAUAAGGGAUCGGAAGGAUGAAAUUGCCACUGUGGAGACCAUCAACAAUGGCAAGUCCAUCUUUGAGGCCCGCUGGGAUGUUGACACUUCCUGGCAGUGCCUGGAGUACUAUGCAGGCUUAGCAGGAUCCAUGGCCGGCGAACACAUCCAGCUCCCCGGUGGAUCCUUUGGUUACACCAGAAGGGAACCACUAGGGGUGUGUGUCGGAAUAGGAGCAUGGAACUACCCCUUUCAGAUCGCCUGCUGGAAGUCGGCUCCAGCUCUGGCUUGUGGUAACGCCAUGGUCUUUAAACCUUCUCCCUUCACACCUGUGUCCACACUGCUGCUGGCUGAAGUCUAUACUGAGGCCGGUGUGCCUCCUGGGCUCUUCAACGUGGUGCAGGGAGGGGCUGCCACAGGCCAGUUUCUGUGUCAGCAUCGCGAUGUGGCCAAAGUCUCCUUCACUGGAAGUGUGCCCACUGGCUCAAAGAUCAUGGAGAUGUCAGCUAAAGGAAUUAAACCUGUUACCUUGGAACUUGGAGGCAAGUCUCCACUGAUCAUCUUCUCAGACUGUGAUAUGAAGAAUGCUGUGAAGGGGGCUCUGAUGGCCAACUUCCUCACGCAAGGCGAGGUUUGUUGUAAUGGUACAAGGGUAUUUGUGCAAAAGGAAAUUUUUGAUCAGUUUUCAGAAGAAGUAGUGAAACAGACCCAAAGGAUAAAAAUUGGAGAUCCCCUUCUGGAAGAUACAAGGAUGGGUCCCCUGAUCAACCGACCACAUCUGGAGCGAGUCCUUGGGUUUGUUAAAGUGGCAAAGGAGCAGGGUGCUAAAGUAUUAUGUGGUGGAGACCUCUACGUACCUGAAGAUCCCAAAUUAAAGGAUGGGUAUUACAUGAGACCUUGUGUGUUAACUAAUUGUAGAGAUGACAUGACCUGUGUGAAAGAAGAGAUUUUUGGACCGGUUAUGUCCAUUUUAUCAUUUGACACUGAAGCUGAGGUUCUGGAAAGAGCCAAUGAUACCACUUUUGGACUAGCAGCUGGUGUCUUCACCAGGGACAUCCAGCGUGCCCACAGAGUGGUGGCUGAGCUUCAGGCUGGAAUGUGCUUCAUUAACAACUAUAAUGUCAGCCCAGUGGAGUUGCCCUUUGGUGGAUAUAAGAAGUCAGGGUUUGGCAGAGAGAAUGGCCGUGUGACAAUUGAGUAUUAUUCACAACUAAAGACUGUGUGCGUGGAGAUGGGUGACGUGGAGUCUGCUUUUUGAAAACGUGCAGUGAAGCCAGUGAACAUGGCCGGGCCUGGGAAUAAUGAGAACCGGCUCUCUUGACCGCAGCGGUGCAGCCAGAAUGUUGGCCAGAAUGGCAGAAUGUUGGCCAUUCAGGAUAAGAGAAUGGUUCAGUGUUACUUUUCAUCGCUCAAUCAGUUUCCUAAGUGAAAAUGUGCGUAAGUGCCUUUUAGAUGCUAAUCCAGAAAGCUGUGAUUUUCCUUAAAGCAAA
Molecule: messenger RNA, 1805 nt
Organism: Kogia breviceps (pygmy sperm whale)
Lineage: Eukaryota; Metazoa; Chordata; Mammalia; Artiodactyla; Physeteridae
Gene: ALDH9A1
Product: aldehyde dehydrogenase 9 family member A1
Molecular function (GO): 4-trimethylammoniobutyraldehyde dehydrogenase (NAD+) activity; aminobutyraldehyde dehydrogenase (NAD+) activity
Source: RefSeq, a predicted model, not a curated record